AUGGCAUCGUUUUUCUUGAUGAAUUCGACAAAAUACAUUCAUCGAUCGAUCCUGUACACUCUACUGGGAACCGUGACGUUAGCGGAAGAGGUGGGAGAGCAUAUAGUAAAUUCUCAAAUGAAGAGGAAAGGUGUCCAGCAAGCUUUACUGAAGCUAGUUGAAGGAACGGUAGCAAGGGUAAAAAUACCUGGUCAAAUGGGCAAGAAGAUCGACAUCGAUACUACAGACAUCCUGUUCAUUGCUUCCGGUGCUUUUCCCAAUCUUGAAGAGAUUGUUGCUAGAAGAAUUGAUAAGCGGGUUCUUGGUUUUGGAGCAACGCAUGGAAACGUUGCUGAAGAUCUUUCUUCAACUGACGAAAAUGUUGCAGCCACUAAGAAAAAUGAGUUGUUAGCACAAGCAAAUCAGUCAGAUCUUAUAAAGUAAGU
Messenger RNA from Strongylus vulgaris, 425 nucleotides. Lineage: Eukaryota; Metazoa; Nematoda; Chromadorea; Rhabditida; Strongylidae. The record is from the annotation of a GenBank genome assembly.